Messenger RNA from Triplophysa dalaica, 1368 nucleotides. It is a transcript of the gene actc1a, whose product is annotated as actin alpha cardiac muscle 1a. The transcript has 9 exons. Lineage: Eukaryota; Metazoa; Chordata; Actinopteri; Cypriniformes; Nemacheilidae. The coding region runs from base 146 to 1279 and encodes 377 amino acids. The record is from RefSeq and is a predicted model, not a curated record.
UGAAUGCCUGAGCCCGCCCCUGAAUCACAGCGACCCCCCACCCAGACCCCUACCAUAUUUAAGGAGCAUCCCUGUUCCAUGCUCUUCAUCCCAGCGGAAACUCCAGUCUUGUGCUACAACUUGGACCACCUACACCAGACCAAUCAUGUGUGACGACGAUGAGACCACCGCCCUCGUGUGCGACAACGGUUCCGGUUUGGUCAAGGCUGGAUUCGCCGGUGAUGAUGCUCCCCGUGCUGUCUUUCCCUCGAUUGUUGGCAGACCCCGUCACCAGGGUGUGAUGGUGGGUAUGGGUCAGAAGGACAGCUACGUCGGAGAUGAGGCUCAAAGCAAAAGGGGUAUCCUCACACUGAAGUAUCCCAUCGAGCACGGCAUCAUCACUAACUGGGAUGACAUGGAGAAGAUCUGGCACCACACUUUCUACAACGAGUUGCGUGUGGCCCCUGAGGAGCACCCCACUCUGCUCACUGAGGCCCCCCUUAACCCCAAAGCCAACAGAGAGAAGAUGACACAGAUCAUGUUUGAGACCUUCAACGUCCCUGCCAUGUACGUUGCCAUUCAGGCUGUGCUGUCCCUGUAUGCAUCUGGUCGUACCACCGGUAUUGUACUGGAUUCUGGUGAUGGUGUGACCCACAACGUGCCAAUCUACGAGGGUUACGCUCUUCCUCAUGCUAUCAUGCGUUUGGAUCUGGCCGGUCGUGACUUGACUGACUAUCUAAUGAAGAUCCUGACCGAGCGUGGUUACUCUUUCGUGACCACAGCUGAGCGUGAGAUCGUGCGUGACAUUAAAGAGAAGCUGUGCUACGUCGCUUUGGACUUUGAGAAUGAGAUGGCCACUGCUGCCUCUUCCUCCUCCCUGGAGAAAUCCUAUGAGUUGCCCGACGGCCAGGUCAUCACCAUUGGCAACGAACGUUUCCGUUGCCCUGAGACCCUCUUCCAGCCCUCUUUCAUUGGUAUGGAGUCUGCUGGUAUCCAUGAGACUGCCUACAACAGCAUUAUGAAGUGCGACAUUGACAUCCGUAAGGAUCUCUAUGCCAACAAUGUCCUGUCCGGGGGUACCACCAUGUACCCUGGUAUCGCUGACCGUAUGCAGAAGGAGAUCACUGCUCUGGCCCCUAGCACAAUGAAAAUCAAGAUCAUUGCUCCCCCUGAACGUAAGUACUCUGUCUGGAUCGGCGGUUCCAUCCUGGCUUCCUUGUCCACCUUCCAGCAGAUGUGGAUCAGCAAGCAGGAGUAUGAUGAGGCAGGUCCCUCCAUUGUCCACAGGAAGUGCUUCUAAACUCUCAACAACCCCACCGUCUGAAUUUAUACUGUGUCCUUUGCUGUAUAUAGCCUACAUGUACUGUUGUAAUAAAAGUUGUGACGUGC